ACCAAAAUGAAGCCUUGUACGCUGCGGCCGAGCUUCGUCCGCGCAUGGCCAUGCAUCGCCUCCAAUUUCUCUACCUCCUCCUUCCAGCUCCCUCCUCCUCCUCCUCCUCCUCCUCCUUCUCCUCUCGCUCAUGCUCGCGACGUCACUCAAAUUCGCCAUCGUCGCUUUCACUCUUCUCUGUCUGCUCCGCCGCCGCCGCUACUGGCUUCUUCUCCGCCUUCGCUGCUGCCGCUGCCACUGUUUCUAAGGCCACCCAAGCGCACGACCACCGUCUCGGAGCUCUUAGAAUGGCACUCUUGGGCCAAAUCUCUCGCUGCCUCUGUCGGGUCCUCCUUCGAGGACUCCGACAACGGCCCGGACUCCAGUCUCCUCUGCAGGGAGCUCAACUGGCUGAUGGAAGACGUCCUCCACGGGUUCGACCCUUCACUGAUGCACAGAGCCGUCGCUCGCGACGACCCAGAUAUCGUAAUUAGCUUGAGAGCUGAUGUCCAGGAGCUUUACAGCUUAUGGAAGCAGAGGAUCGAGGAGAGAAGGCCCUUUCAGUAUAUAGUCGGGUGCGAGCAUUGGAGGGACUUGAUUCUGUGCGUUCGAGAAGGUGUCUUGAUCCCGAGGCCCGAGACCGAGAUCAUUGUGGAUUUGGUAGGUGAUGUGAUCUCGAAAGAUGAAGAAUUGAGAGAGGGUUUGUGGGCUGAUUUGGGAACUGGUAGUGGCGCUAUUGCUAUUGGAAUUGCCAAGAUCCUGGGUAAUUAUGGAAGCGUUAUUGCAACGGAUUUGAGCCCUGUUGCUAUUCAAGUUGCUUCCUUUAAUGUACAAAGAUAUAGCUUGCAGGAUAAGAUUGAGGUGAGUGAAGGUUCUUGGUUGGAACCUUUGAAGGGCGUUGAAGGAAAAGUUGCAGGUCUCGUGAGCAAUCCGCCUUAUAUUCCGAGUGAUGACAUAAGUGGCUUACAAGCUGAAGUUGGGAGACAUGAGCCAAGGCUUGCCCUGGAUGGUGGCGCUGAGGGCAUGGAUGAUCUUCUCCAUCUGUGUAAUGGGGCUGCUUCAAUGUUGAAACCUGGUGGUUUCUUUGCUUUUGAGACGAACGGAGAAAAACAGUGUGAGUUUCUUGUAGAUUACAUGCAAAAUCAAUUACCAGGAAGCUUUUGCAAUGUCAAUACGCUAUCUGAUUUUGCUGGUAUUCAGAGAUUUGUUACUGGGUUCCGAAAUCGAUGAUCAGCGAUUGCCCGACUGUAUUUCAUCCAUCAUUCUGGAAAGAAAGUAAAUACAUGAGUAUGUGCUAUGAACUUGCUUACUUUCUGGUCAUUGUUUUCUUGUUUUCCUAGCCCCCAUUUUGCGACACUUGUUGCUGUUGUGAAUUUGCAUUUGCAAGAGUAGCAUGUCGAUAUUGCUCGCAUGAUCAUUAAUCCCUUAGUUAGCUUUGUGGUUUAACAUACGGAAUUAGUUCAAUUGUGUAUUAUUUCAGCAAUCAUCACAUUUAUACCUACAGCUAUAAACCAUGUCAUAAUUUCUACUCUGGAAAUCACGCACGUGCGUGUAUGAGAAGCUGCUUGCUCAUUAGAAACACAGCAUCGAGGGGGCUCAAAAGUGUCUCAUGAAGUAAGAUUCUCUCCGACAGCUUGUUAUAAACAUUGCCAGUUGUGCCCUUCAGUGUCAGAUCACUCCAUCUAGGGUCAUCAGCAGCACUAACUCAGCCAUUCAAAAUCAUUUUAACUUGUUUACAUGAUCAUUUAUUAGAAUCUCCCUUUUAAGAUUUUCAGGUGACAAGCUGAUACUGUUGAUCUGUGUAGCAUUGCUGAAGUGCACAACAGAAUGCCCAUGCUUACUACCACCUCUUUGAAGCAAAACUGAUCCAUGUUCUUCAUCCAUCGCGCGCGUGUUGCUGCUCUGAGGGUGGUUUCAAUUUCUUGAGAUGCCUCCAGCAGUUGAUUCAUCAGCUCUCAAAGCAGUCUCUGAGACAACGUGUGCUGCUGCUUCAUCGAGCUUGUCUCUUAUGCCACUUAAAUAAACUACAUACACAGCCUUACAGAAAAGCUUGGUCCUACUCCUAUCCUUCAAUUACUAGAGGUUUGUUGCAGCGGGAUUAUCGAAACUAACAACCCUAUCUGGUAAAAGAUGAAAACAAGGAGGACAGCAAAUGGCAUCGUGUUUUCUAAAUGUUGGGUAAUAACCAACAGGAGGUGCAUCUUUGGAGCAACAGAAUUGCAGCUAUUUGAAUUUGAUGAUGAAGUAAAAAAAAUUGUUGAUGAAGAGAUGAAUGACAGCAUACUCUCUUUUAGCUUUAGAAAAUGGACUCUGCCAUGUCCUAGUGAUUCGAGGAUGACAGAGUAGCACUACGAAUUGUGUAAGGUAUCUUGUUAUAUUUAUGAAAGAUCAUUGGGUUGCUUGGUGAGUUGAUUACUUAAA
This is a messenger RNA of Eucalyptus grandis, 2400 nucleotides long. RefSeq names its product release factor glutamine methyltransferase. Lineage: Eukaryota; Viridiplantae; Streptophyta; Magnoliopsida; Myrtales; Myrtaceae. Gene Ontology annotation, biological process: protein methylation. The coding region runs from base 7 to 1209 and encodes 400 amino acids. Gene Ontology annotation, molecular function: protein methyltransferase activity; nucleic acid binding. The transcript has 3 exons. The record is from RefSeq and is a predicted model, not a curated record.